This is a messenger RNA of Anguilla anguilla (European eel), 2378 nucleotides long. RefSeq names its product TAFA chemokine like family member 5, like (gene tafa5l). The coding region runs from base 1648 to 2046 and encodes 132 amino acids. NCBI's taxonomy places the organism in Eukaryota, Metazoa, Chordata, Actinopteri, Anguilliformes, Anguillidae. The transcript has 6 exons. The record is from RefSeq and is a predicted model, not a curated record.
ACCUUGUCCCUCGGCGCGCUAGACCAGGCUAUAAACAUUCCGCUGCCGCAGCACCCCUGUCCCUCUCCCCCGCCUCUCUUCCUGUCGCGCGCGCAGUAGUCGGGCAGCUUAGUUUUGGCUCGGUUAAUAAGAUGCUUUCUUCGGGAGUGGAUAAUUGCGGAUACUCUGGCGCCGUACCACGUCGAAUACCAGCUUCCUCCUUACGCUGAAAAAUCGGGCCAGUAUGAAAUAUCGCUAUCUCUUCUGAAAGAGAGAUACGGAGAAAGACAGAGGAGAGAGAGAGAGUGAAAGAGAGAUACGGAGAGAGAGAGAGAGAGAGAGAGAGAGAGAGAGAGAGAGAUUCGCGAACAACAGGCACCUGCAGUUUGAGGAUACACUUGAUUAUUGCACUGGACUUCGGGAAAAGGGGCAAUAAACCGAAGAAAUAACAUCACAGACUCAAGAACAGGAAGGGGGUCUGCUAACGAUUCAAUAGUGUCAUACGGCGAACGGGAACGCGCGCUGUGAUGCGGGUGCUGCGUGGCUCUGUUCGGUAGAGGUCGGAACGCCGAGCCGCGUCUGAUUACCCUGCUUCUUCGCAGUCUGCAUACAUACCAAACCCCUACGUAAUGGCAGUGAUAGCAACAAGACCGUGUUAGUGCGAUGGAAAAAAUAAAGAUAUGAACGAACGCAUCGAAUCCACGCGUAGAACGUAAGUGCAACUGCGCAUUUAGUCGAAGUACGUCGGGUGGCAGUUGGUGGGCACAGAGGCGCUCCUGUUGCAUUCCGCCGAGGUCCUGGCUGCAUAAACCAGAAACUUCUGUAGCGAAGCCGGAAUAUUAUCUGUUUUCCCGCGCUAUUAAUUUGGCAUCUGCGAGAUGAAGUAAUGUGAUUACCAAAAAGACCGCGCGGCAGACGAAGGGUGAAGGCAGGGCUGGUGAUGUGAGAUGAGUGGAUUCGGAGUAGUGCUGGAUCGCUGGAGGAGACUGAUCCCGGGAGCACAGCACCGAGAGGCAGACGAGGCUCACCUUUCGCGCUUGACAGUGCCGGAGCUCGGACUGGCUUCUUGGAGCCGCCGCGGCUCCUCUACCUGUGGUCACGGCUAGUACUGGGAUACCUUUAUUCACUUUCUCCGUCUGAUCUGGGAUGCUACUUCUGACUUUUGACGAGGACUAUUUCUAGAGCAUUUCGUCCGACCGUCAACAACAUUAGCACUAUAGGCUACGCAUGUGGCUAUUUUGUUGUGAACUGCAGUUAAGCCAAAAAGAACAGCGCGAGACGUGCUGCGUAUUUUCAGCGCUAAACAGUCGCGAAUAAAUCGUGUUUCGGGACAAAGUGCAGUUCAAAAGAGGAAGACAGCGAACCGUUUUACAUUAACUACACGCCCUGUUUCCUUUUUUGUUUAUCUUCUCGUUAUUUUUUUCGAGAUCUUUUUUUCUCGCUAGUUUGUUUUUAAGGGUAUUUACUAAAUGGAUGCGAAUAAGCGACCAGAACACUUGUCCCCCAGUUGAACGGAAUUAUACUGUGCAUCCCCAUCAUCGAUAACUUCUGAUCUGCGGGUUCGUUGUAGUUUGUGUGUUCACUUCACAUUUGCCUUGAAGGGUUCUUUUCACCCACUACUGGUAAGCAGCGGGGCAGCUGCGGGAUUAUUCACCGGGACUGAGGAGGAUGCAGGCCGGAAUGAGGACGCUAUGUGCGGGCAGCGGUGCGUCACUGUGCUGUCUGCUUCUGCUGUGGGUGAUAUACUCCCACCUUCUGAGAGAAGGCCAGCUGGCGGUGGGCACGUGCGAGAUCGUCAUGCUGAACCGGGACAGCAGCCAGCCCCGGCGCACCAUCGCCCGACAGACGGCCCGCUGCGCCUGCCGGAGGGGCCAGAUCGCCGGGACCACCCGCGCCCGCCCCGCCUGCGUGGACGCGCGGAUCGUGAAGAGCCGGCAGUGGUGUGAGAUGACACCCUGCUCGGAGGGUGAGGUGUGCGGCCUCCUGUACAACCGAUCCGGCUGGACCUGCACCAAGGGCGGGGGCCGGAUAAAGACGGUCACGCCUUUGCCCAAGGAGCCGUCUUAAAGUACACAGGAACCAAGGGGAGGUUUCUUGGCAGCCAUGGACUGAGGGGACCAGGAGCCAUUCACCAAGCCAGCAUCUGUAUUUCCUUCAUCCACAAAUCCCACAAUGCACCACUGCCUAGAGCGGAAACCUCCCACCUGACUCUGGCCGUCUUGUCGCUCCACCCAUAGCCACGCCCACCCACCCACCGAGGGAACGAAUCGCGUCGCAGCGUGACGAGGAGGCCUGCUGAACCCAAGGAGUACGCGGGACACGACUGGGAUUACCGCCAGGAACACGAACCUUCGGGUGUCGCGGAUCAACUACCCCCAACCCCCCCAACCCCCCCCCCA